Molecule: messenger RNA, 1257 nt
Organism: Camelina sativa (false flax)
Lineage: Eukaryota; Viridiplantae; Streptophyta; Magnoliopsida; Brassicales; Brassicaceae
Product: proline-rich protein 2-like
Source: RefSeq, a predicted model, not a curated record
GAAUCAUAUCUUCUUUCUCCUCUACUAGUCACAUCUAUCUUCAACAAGAGAAUUAAGCUGAUGAGGAUAUUACCUAAAAACGGAGGUGCUUACUGCAUCCUCUUAGUGUUUGCUCUCUGUUCGGUGGCUCAUUCCCUUAGCCGUGACAUCAAGGUCGUUGGUGAUGUCGAGGUCGUUGGCUACGCAGAAAGCAGCAAAAUCAAGAUCCCCAACGCAUUCUCAGGACUCCGAGUGACGAUAGAAUGCAAGGCGGCCGAUUCAAAAGGCUCUUUCGUUACGAAAGGAAGCGGGGAAAUAGACGAAACAGGAAAAUUUAAUCUCAAUAUUCCUAAUCAUGACAUUGUCGGAGACGAUGGAGCGCUAAAGGAAGCUUGUUAUGCUCAUCUAUAUAGCGCCUCAGGCAACCCUUGUCCGGCCCACGACGGUCUUGAAGCCUCCAAGGUCGUGUUUCUAUCGAAAUCCGGCGAAACUCAUGUUUUGGGUCUCAAACAAAGUCUUAAAUUCUCACCGGAAGUUUGCAUCUCAAAGUUCUUUUGGCAUAUGCCUAAGUUCCCUUUGCCUACGUUAACGUUUCCUAAGAUCAAGAAGCCUUGUCCCCCAUUUUACAAGCCACCGGUUGUGAUCCCAAAGAAGCCGUGUCCACCAAAGAUUGCACAUAAGCCCAUCUACAAGCCGCCGGUGCCUAUCUACAAGCCUCCGGUGCCUAUUUACAAGCCACCAGUGGUGAUCCCCAAGAAACCUUGUCCACCAAAGAUCGCACAUAAGCCCAUCUACAAGCCACCCGUGCCUAUUUACAAGCCUCCGGUGGUGAUCCCAAAGAAGCCAUGCCCGCCACUUCACAAGCCGAUCGACAAGCCCUCGGUGCCUAUCUACAAACCCAUCUACAAGCCACCGGUUCCCAUCUACAAACCGAUAUACAAGCCACCAGUAGUGGUGAUUCCAAAGAAGCCAUGUCCACCACUUCCCAAGUUUCCGUCCUUCCCACCUAAAUACUUUCCCCACCCUAAGUUCGGGAAAUGGCCUCCUUUCCCUUCUCAUCCUUGAUUGAGAGUUACAAAACAAAUAUAGUAACUCUCUCUUUCUUAUUUCAAAGAAAAGUGAGUGAUGUCAAAAAAAUAAUAUUGCUUUGUUGCUUUGUUUAAUAAUUGAAUUCUCUAUGUAGAUGUCUGAUGUUUCUAUACCUUUAAAUUAAUUCCAGCCAAUAAUAUUUUGUAUUUUUCUCUUGUUAAAUAAACUCUGUGGUUUGAUAUUUUCUCU